Messenger RNA from Annulohypoxylon truncatum, 4655 nucleotides. RefSeq lists its product as uncharacterized. Bases 133 to 4554 code for a protein of 1473 amino acids. Lineage: Eukaryota; Fungi; Ascomycota; Sordariomycetes; Xylariales; Hypoxylaceae. The record is from RefSeq and is a predicted model, not a curated record. The transcript has 2 exons.
AAGACAUUACAAUGUAUAAACACUGUAGGGGGGAUAGUCGCCGAAGGCGCCUCGACCGUAAGUGGACUCGUGGGUCGAGUAUCCUCAUCCACGAUUUGCUAAAAGCCGGUACAGGUCUUCGCCCCAGCGGGGAUGUGCUACAAUGCACUCACCUUCGUCAUACAAGCAUGGCAAGGAUACGAGGGCAUAUUCGAAAAUCUCGCUGAGCUUCUCGAGAAAUGCACCGAGUUCCUUGAGCGCCUCGAGUCGUAUCAGGGACGGAUGGACGUGAGACUCAAACGAGUCGCAGUUCAGAACCUUAGACUAUUCGUCGAGAUUUGCGAUCGCACCAUCAAGUUGCGUAGGAAACACAACAAGUUCCUCGCUUUCACGAAGCAAUUAUUCCUCAACGACAACGGCAUCAGUGACCUGCUUGGCAUGAUGGAGAGGCUUAAUACCAAGGAAUCCCUCCUAGUCAACGCACAGACAUACAAGCUAGUGAGUGACAGUGCUGGCGAUAUCAAGUUAAUGCUCGACGGCCAGAAGGAACAGAAGAAAGAACAGGAAGCAAAGAAGUGGCGCACGACCAUCGCUAAGGCACUAGGAUUUCCUCCAAAUACUUUGGAUAACGAUGGUGAACCAGUUCCAAACUGGCAAAGAGCUUUCGACACUCGUAAGAAUACGCUGGUCGCCGAGACUGGCAAGUGGAUCCUAGAUCACGAGGAUUUCGUACAGUGGUCAAAAUCGUCCAUCCCAACCAAGCCCGUUUUAGUGUUAGGUGGCAGAAACGGCUCAGGAAAGACGUCCGUGAUGGCCAAUACACUGAGAUAUCUUAGGAAGAUGAACCGAGCUGGCCCGACGUCUCGAGCCGUCACUGCUUACUUCUUCAUGGAUGGCGAAAAGAAGAAAUCCGAUGAUGAAGAGGUCGGAAGUAGUAGGCUAGAGGUAGUUUCGCGGACGUUACUCUGGCAGAUUUGCACCGCUUACGAAGCAAUGACCAAAGCCGUCUUCCAAAUUCUCGAGAAGAACCCCGACUUUGACGGCUCAGUCGAUCUCUGGCAGCAAAUAUUCAUCAAUAACAGGGAGCGCAUGAACCCAGACACCACUUUCUUCCUGUUUAUCGAUGGAAUCAACAAGGAACUUCUUCCGCUGCUUCAGAGGCUGACUUCGAUAACCGACAACAAGAUAGUCCGCAUCUUCUUGACUGCUCCACCACAGAUGAUCUUGGAGCUCGAAGGAAUCAAGUUUAACACCAUUCCGAUAGCCGAACAUAACGCAGAUGAUAUUGAUAAGUAUAUCAACUCUCGAAUGGAUAACAUGCCGAUCCUUAAAAACGACGGCCGCCCUGGAAUAUCUGAGUGGAGAGGCAAGAUCCUCGAGACGCUGCGCUACAAGUGUGCAGGCGAUUACUUCAAACUGAACACGAGUCUUAAUUCCCUUGCGAAGGUCGACCUUAUCGACGACAUAGAAGAGGUGCUCGCAGAUGCCGACAAGACACGAGCUGACCAAAUCGACGCUGAAAUUCGACGGCUCAACAAUAUUCGCACCGUCAAGGAGAUUCAGGAGAUCAACGAGAUUAUUCAAUGGAUUGAGGCUGGUCGACGAUGGCUACCAGUCGACAUGAUGGAAGCACUCCUAUCUGUAAAACAUCGGAACAGCGCCGUGGUACCACCUCCUACUCCUUCGCUGACGAGGAGAAAGACGGGCUUCUCGGAUAUCGAGAGUAUCACCCAAGAGGCAGCACCCGUGACUUUAACCAUAUCUCUUCUUCCCUUCGCCCAGAAACUCGCAGAGAAGUACCCCAUCUUCACUGUCACAGAUUCCGGCUUCGUCGAUUGGCGUUCUUCCGAAAUCAAGGACCGGAUCCCAUUAAAAGGUUUCGAGACAGAUGCUGGGCUUAGUAUAGUUACGUCCGGCCCAAAAAUUAUCCAAGAAUCAGAGAUCGCCAUCGUCCGACAUUUCCUCAACAACGUGUGCCCGUCUGAUCUCUACCAACGGCUGGAGUUCGAACAGUUCUUCGACAUGAAGCUCGGUGCAAAGUACAAGGAUUACAUCAGCCUUGACCUUGAUAAUGCCAACAUCAAGAUUGCGCUGACCUGCCUGAUCAUACUCACCGAGGAACAGCUGAGGAAUAACACGAGACUUCGCCAGUACGCCAUGUAUUGGCUUCUAGACCACUUGCAAGAAGUCGACCUCUCAGCUGCCGACCGAGAGUUGAAGGCCCAGAUCGGCCCACUUCUCGUCAAGCUCUUUACCGAGGAAUGCGGAAUCGACUCUAUGUUCUGGCCCUUCAACCUUAACGUAAGCUUGAAUACCUGGGACUGGGACGAGUACAUCGAUCUCCGAGAAACUCGAGCCGAAUGGCUAUACUCCAUGUCUGGUGUCCAGGAGAUAUCCCGCUGGUUACGCGACUCCUCCGUGACGAAGUACAUAACUCACGAGCCGGGCAUCUCGUUCGUUGCGGCCGUGAAGGCAUCUUCAGCCAAUCUACAUAGAGCGAUUCUUUCUUACGCAGCCAGACAUAUGGCAACUCACCUGUUCCGUCGUGUGGAAUUCACCCCUCGCCAAUUCUGGUGCGCAUGUUGGUUCAUCCGCGGAUAUCUAUAUCGACUCAACCCCGAAAAGUCCUCCCAGAUGCCCAGCGACCCAGACCCGUACAGGAACGUAGGCGACCCAGCCUUCCAAGAAUUCGAAAACCGGGAAUUUACCCUCGCAACGCUGAAGCAGAUCGAGGACUGGGCGGCCGAGGAGCUCGAGAAGACGAACGACACGCCGGAGCAGCAGUCGAGCUGGGAGAUCCACGGCGCGCUCAUCAUCUUCCAGCUGUGCCACACCGAGGCUGAGGCGACGGGGAUCUACCAGGCGCGCGUGCGCAAGGCCGUGGAGCUCAACCCGAAGAACUGGCACGCCUGCCACUUCCUGACCAAGCAGCCCGACACCGGCAAUGAGGAGGCCGUGCGCCUGCUCGCGCAGGCCAAGAAGGACAUCGACGAGCUGCGCGCCCGCAACGAGUUCUGGAUCCGCGACAGCGCCAACUCCUCGCUGCUCGCGCGCAUCACGCUCGACCUCGGCGAUCGCCUGUGGGACCUGGGCCAGGACCUCGGGCUCGCGGCGGCCACGCACAGGGAGAGCUUGCGGUACGACUACGUGCACUUCCGGGACUACACGAAGGUCAUGGCGCGGUACCAGAGCAGCGGGGCGUGGAACGAGCUGAUCGCUUUUGUCGAGACGCUGAACAGCACGAGCGCGACCUGGGCCGCGUACUUUGACGAGCUGGUCAACCAGUUCGUCGUGCAGAUCGACGACCCCGAUAACGAGACCAACAUCCUGGCGCAGGCCGCGGAUGCGACGAAGCGGUGGGACGUAAUCGAGGAAUUCUUCACGCUGGCCAUCGAUGUGGGCGUCGAGAAGGGGACACACGACCUGCUCUUCAUCCUGCGCGACGGCUUCGCCAAGACGCUGGCCGCGGCCGCCAAUGGCGCGCAUCAGGAAAAGAUCGUCGCGAUCCAAGAGGCGGCGCUCGAGGACAUACGGCUGCACCGCAACGACAGCUUGUUGCGACACUCAAUCGACGACAUGACGAACGUCCUGGCACGUACGUAUUUGGACAAGGCGUUCCAGCCAAACUUAGCGAUUGAGAAAGUCGAUUCUUACGGCUCGCUUAUCGCGAACCUGCUCCCGGAGCCGGACGCGAGUGAUAGCUUCGAUCUUUGGACUGGCACGGUUGCUGUGUGCUGUUUGAUUCGGUAUCACCACCGCCGUAAGACCGAUUCGCAUCUAGCGCGCGGCUGGAUCGAGAGAAUUGUUAGGGAGAUCAUUGAGCUCUUGUCCGAUGAAGACGAAGAGAACGACGAGACUGCGUAUUGGUUGCUGGCGCGACUACUCACGAGUAUCGAGGACACGAAAAACACGCGGAUCGCGUGGACGAUGCGUAAUGCGGCCCAGCGCGACGCAUUGAUCGCGUGGGAGAACUGGGUUGCCAAAUCUUCCGGCGGCACAAUUACCGCUGCCGCGGUCAACGGCGGGCCGAAGGAGAAGGAGCAGCAGGUUGCCCCUUAUAGCAACGGAUUUGCGAACAAGAGUGUGCAGAACGUACGAGAUGGACACAGGAGCCGGAGUCAGAGUCCGAAGGCUGGCGGAAAGGCCGAGCAUAAGUCUCAUUCAAAUGAGGCUACAAGGGAUCCGACGCCUGAGCCAAGGGUCCCGGAACCUGUCGAGGUUAACGAUGACCCAAUCGAGCCAAGCUGGCUCGUGUCAUGCGAUGGAUGCUAUAAGCAGUGGAUGGUGACGGACGAGCCGUUGUACACGUGUGUGGAUUGCCUGGGCGCGACGCAGCUAGACGCAGGUUGCCAUGCUUUGCUUCUCAAGGGGGAGCUGAAGAAGAAGGGGUUAAUCUGCAAGAAAGAGCACACUUUCAUCGAGCUGCCUAAGUGGGAUGAGAAAGAGUAUGAAGGUAUGCCGAGGGGGUCUGUUCCUUUACCUGAUGGCGAGAAGGGUAAGAAGUGGAUUGCGCUGGAAGAGUGGAAGAGGGAGCUGAGGAGACUGUAUUUGAAUGGUGAUGAGGAAGGGUGUUAGUGUUACAGCAUAGCAUUAAGGGAUAGGAAAAAUCAGCUUGGUUUCUAGCGUGCAUAGGGAAUGGCGGAAGCAAGCUUAGGAAAUUUUCAAAAAGGGGGCGA